GUCAGAGGCGGGCGCCACACUUGAAGUGGCUGAGGCAGGCGGUGGCGCCGCCGCGGCGCUGUCAUGGAGCUAGCGCAGGAAGCGCGGGAACUGGGUUGCUGGGCGGUCGAAGAGAUGGGGGUGCCCGUAGCGGCCCGGGCCCCGGAAUCGGUGCUGCGCAGGCUGUGUCUGGGCCAGGGGGCUGACAUCUGGGCCUACAUCUUGCAGCAUGUGCACAGUCAGAGGACUGUCAAGAAGAUCCGGGGAAACCUACUCUGGUAUGGCCACCAGGACAGUCCACAGGUCCGUCGGAAGUUAGAGCUGGAAGCUGCUGUGACCCGCCUGCGGGCAGAAAUCCAGGAGCUCGACCAGAGCCUGGAGCUGAUGGAGCGAGACACUGAGGCUCAAGACAUGGCCAUGGAGCAGGCACUUCAGCACACUCAAGACACCCAGCGUCGAGCUCUCCUCCUCCAGGCCCAAGCUGGGGCCAUGCGAAGACAGCAGCAUAGGCUCCGAGAUCCCAUGCAGCGGCUGCAGAAUCAACUGAGGCGCCUGCAGGACAUGGAGAGGAAAGCCAAAGUAGAUGUGACCUUUGGAUCUCUGACAUCAGCAGCUCUGGGCCUGGAGCCUAUGGUCCUGCGUGAUGUCCGAACAGCCUGCACCCUUCGGGCCCAGUUCCUGCAGAACCUCCUGCUUCCCCAGGCCAAGAGGGGCAGCCUACCAACCCCUCAUGAUGACCACUUUGGCACUUCCUACCAGCAGUGGCUGAGUUCCGUGGAGACGCUGCUGACAAACCACCCCCCGGGCCACGUCCUGGCUGCCUUGGAGCACCUGGCUGCAGAGCGGGAGGCAGAGAUUCGGUCCCUGUGCAGUGGAGAUGGGCUUGGCGAUACAGAGAUAUCCAGACCCCAGGCCCCGGACCAGUCAGACUCCAGCCAGACCCUGCCGUCCAUGGUUCAUCUCAUCCAGGAGGGCUGGCGGACUGUGGGUGUGCUGGUCUCCCAGCGGAGCACCCUCCUGAAGGAGCAGCAAGUCUUGACCCAGUGCCUCCAGGGCCUGGUGGAGGAGGUGGAGAGACGCGUCCUGGGAUCCAGUGAGAGGCAGGUGCUGAUACUAGGGCUUCGGCGCUGUGGCAUGUGGGCGGAGCUCAAGGCCCUGCGCGCUCAGAACCAGGAGCUGGAGGAUGCAGCUGGGCAUCGGCAGCUCCUGCUGAGGGAGCUACAGGCCAAACAGCAGCGGAUCCUGCACUGGCGCCAGCUGGUGGAGGAGACCCAGGAACAGGUCCGCCUGCUCAUCAAGGGAAACUCGGCCAGCAAGACCCACCUGUGCCGGAGCCCAGGGGAGGUGCUAGCUCUGGUCCAGCGAAAGGUGGUCCCUACAUCUGAGGCAGUGGCACCGCAGAGCCGGGAGCUGCUGCGCUGUCUGGAGGAGGAAGUCCGGCAUUUGCCCCACAUUCUGUUGGGCACGCUGCUGAGGCACAGCCCCGGAGAGUUGAAGCCCCUGCCCACGGUCCUCCCAUCCAUCCACCAGCUGCACCCCGCGUCCCCAAGGGGCUCCAGCUUUAUAGCGCUGAGCCACAAGCUGGGGCUGCCCCCAGGGAAGGCGUCGGAGCUGCUCCUGCCAGCGGCUGCCUCUCUUCGCCAGGACCUUCUGUUCCUGCAGGACCAGCAGAGCCUCUGGUGCUGGGAUCUACUCCACAUGAAGACCAGCCUGCCGCCAGGCCCUCCCACCCAGGAGCUGCUGCAGAUCCAGGCAUCCCAGGAAAAACAACAGAAAGAGAACCUGGGGAAGGCUCUGAAGAGGCUGGAGAAGCUGCUGAAACAGGCGCUGGAGCGAAUCCCUGAGCUGCAGGGGAUCGUGGGGGACUGGUGGGAGCAGCCGGGCCAGGCCGCCCUCUCUGAGGAGCUCUGCCAGGGCCUGUCCCUGCCCCAGUGGCGGCUGCGCUGGGUUCAGGCCCAGGGGGCCCUGCAGAAGCUGUGCAGCUAAAGAGAGGGUUCAAACGGAACUGAGAACUUGACACUGUUCACCCCAACACCUCACCUCCCCCAGGACAUUUGGAAGAAAGCAGCACCAAUAUUCCUCGGCAGUCGUCCCCACCUGCACCUGCAGUCCCCUCACGUGCUGUUCUGCUGCCCCCCUCAGCUCCUGGCCCCUGUCCUUUCAUCCCGCUAAAGCACCCCCUGAAACCCCUUCAUCACUUUCAUUCUCAGCAAAAAGUAAUUGAGCACCUCCUCUAGGUGCUGGGGAGCCCACACUGAACAAAAGAGAAAACCUGUCUUCCAGCAGUUGAAUUCUAGGGCAGGUAGACAGAGUUUACAAGAUAAGGAAAAUAUAUGUGUAGUAUGCUGCAAGUUAACCGCUGUGUGGGAAAUCCAGCAGGGGGUGGGAUGUGUGAUUUGAAUUGAGGGCCACACUGCCCAGGUCGCACUCCAUCAAGGGGUGAGCAGGAGCAAUGGGGGUGGCUGAGGAAGGGCUUGCAGCUCGAGGCAACAGCACAUGCAAAGGCCCUGAGCCAGGAUGUGCUGGAAUAAGGGCCACUGAGGGGGACAGUAUAGGUUGGGGGUGAGGAAUGUAUUAAAAGAUGAGAUUGCCUUCUAGUUUGAAUGGUUUCUUUUUUUACAUGUAAAUCAGCCAUUUGGAAUUUAUCCUAGCACAUGGAUCCAAUUUUGUCUUAUUUUACAUAUAUCCUAGUAGCACUUACUGAAAUUCCCAGUCAGAGUGGCAGUUGCCUCUGAGGGAAGGUGGGUGGCAGGGAUCAACUGAGGAGGAGACACAGAAAUGUCCUAGCUGAUGGGAGUGUGCUGUGUUGAGAGCAGCGGCAGUGACGCAGGUGUAGAAAUUUGUCAGAGCUCAUCUAGCUGUAGUCUUUAAGGCCUGUGCAUUUCACUGCGUGGGUUACUCAAUGUAUAAAGCAAAGCCUUACACUUUUGAGAUGCCACCUUUUUAUGCACUAAAUUUCCAUGUUUAAUUGGGUUAUAUCUGGCUUCUCUCCAGACCUGCUUUGUAUUUAACUCUCCAUGUGUCAUUCCCACAGUAGCUUAAUAGAAAGGCUUGUGAUACAUUGUCA
Nomascus leucogenys (northern white-cheeked gibbon) is the source of this 3046-nucleotide messenger RNA. RefSeq names its product HAUS augmin like complex subunit 5 (gene HAUS5). Gene Ontology annotation, cellular component: centrosome; HAUS complex. Gene Ontology annotation, biological process: centrosome cycle; spindle assembly. The record is from RefSeq and is a predicted model, not a curated record. Lineage: Eukaryota; Metazoa; Chordata; Mammalia; Primates; Hylobatidae.